AUGAAAGCCAUUGAAAUUGUGUUUCCAAGGUCGAUCAAUUUGCUAUGUCGAUUUCAUAUCAACAAGAAUGUUGGUGCAAAACGGAAACAAUAUGUGGCUAGUGACAUGCAAAAGAAAAUUGACGAAUUAUGGACGGAUGUUGUAUGGGCUAGUGAUGAGGUUGAGUAUGAUCAAAGGUUGAACCAACUUGAGCAGGCGUGUGUUGAAUGUAAUGAAUUUAUUGAUUAUGUGAAGGAUACAUGGUUGACACCACAUAGACAAAGAUUUGUUGGAGCAUGGAUUAAUCGAGUGCUACAUUUGGGUAACACCACGACUAAUCGGGUUGAGUCUGCUCAUUGGAAGUUAAAGAAAAUGUUGGGGAACAGUAUUAGUGACAUGGUCAAAUAUUGGGAGGCUGUGAAUGACAACUUAAAGUUACAAUUGAGCAAUAUUAGAGCUUCUUUUCAAAAGAGUUUUUAUGAAGUUGAGCACACCCAUGUUUCAAAAGAGUUUUUUAUAAAGUUGAGCACGCCCACACGCAUUGUUGAAGAGUUAAAACGAGUUGAUUAUGUUGGAACUAACAAGGAAAUAUGUCGUUCUACUCUUAGAACAACCUACGAAUUACCUUGUGCUUGUGAGUUAACAGGAUAUAGAAUUGAUGCUAUACCGAUACCAAUAGAUGUUGUGCAUGUUCAUUGGAGAAAACUAAGUAUGGAAGUUAAGUUGGACGAAGACGUAGAUGAUGGCUCAGAGGUGGAUAUGAGUAAUGCAAUAGAUGAGUUAUGGAAAAGGUUUAAGUCACUGGAUGUUGUUGGGAAAAGGGCAUUAAAAGGUAGGGUUUUUGAACUUGCCUUCCCCACAAUGACUUCUAUGUGUCCACCACCUGAGAAAAUAAAAACUAAAGGGGGAGUCAAGAAAAAAGACAAAAAACCAGUAAGGUAUGAUGUUUAUAGAGACCCUUCGUAUCACGAGUAUGUUGAUCAAACAUCUCAAUCUUCACAGAGGCAAUCUCAACCAUCACAAACUUCGAAGAAUUUGAAAUUAUCACAGUCUUCACAAAAGAAAUCUCAACCAUCACAGGCUUCGAAAAAGUUGAAAUUAUCACAAUCUUCACAGUCAUCUAAGCAGUUCAUCCUUCAGUUUCCUAAUCACAUCAUGUCAUAUACUAAUGAUGUAGUUAAUGUUGUAUCAGAUGGUAAUUGUGGAUUUAGAGUCAUUGCUUCAUUGCAUGGAUAUGGUGAAGAUGGUUGGCCAAUGGUUCGUCGAGACUUGGGGUUGGAAAUAAUACAUAAUGAAAGAUCAAGUUUGUAUGCCAAUUUAUUUACUGAUCAGUUAGUAGUAUUGAGAGAAUCUUUAAUGAUAGAGGAAUUUGGUCCUCAACCACCACAUAAAUGGUUACCUCUACCAGAUAUGGGUUACGUGAUAGCGAAUCGUUAUAAUGUUGUACUUGUCUGUUUAGGAAUUGAAUGCUGGACUUUCUUCCCUAUGACAACUUCAUUUUCACCAAAUGUAUCAAUUUACUGCAUUGGUUUUGUAAACAGAAAUCAUUGGGUUCAGGUAAACAUGAAAGAAGGGUUUCCAUUGCCACCAAUGACAGUAGAUUGGAAGAAGUUUCGUUCUCCAGCUGCAACAUCUUGGAUGAUAGGAUUUGUAGGACGUCUACAAUAUUGGCAACAACUUACGCCUAUAUUACCAACGCAUUAUGAAUUAUAA
Molecule: messenger RNA, 1692 nt
Organism: Lathyrus sativus (Indian pea)
Lineage: Eukaryota; Viridiplantae; Streptophyta; Magnoliopsida; Fabales; Fabaceae
Source: the annotation of a GenBank genome assembly